AUGUCAUUGUCUGUUGGAAAUUCUCUGCGUCCUGCAGCUUUCCGCUGCGUUGGUGCGUCUGCCGUGCGCAUGCGAUGUGCUUUUGGUACGACGGCGUUGCGAAGAAGCGAGAGCUCGACGCCGGGCGAGCUUGGGGUUGGAGAGCUGCAGGGCGCGACGUUUCGCAUUGAGCCUCUCCGGAGGGUUGGCGAGGAUGCCUCGACUAUGCGAGCGAGACUUUUAUACCAAUCUCGGAAGCGCGGAACGCUCGAGUCGGACCUUUUACUGUCUACGUUUGCGUCACAGAACCUGCCCACGAUGACUGCUGAGGAACUGCGGCAGUACGACCUCUUCCUCGACGAGAAUGACUGGGAUAUAUACUACUGGGCAACGCAGCGGGAGCCCAAUUCCACGACGAACCCCUCCAGGUGGAAGGAUAGCGAGAUUUUGGAGAAGUUGAGGGCGCAUGUGAGGAGGAAGAGUGUUAAUGGGGGGGAGGGGACGGGGAUGGCGUUUAUGCCGCCUUUGGAGUCGUGA
This is a messenger RNA of Trichoderma breve, 516 nucleotides long. Its product is annotated as flavinator of succinate dehydrogenase domain-containing protein. Bases 1 to 516 code for a protein of 171 amino acids. NCBI's taxonomy places the organism in Eukaryota, Fungi, Ascomycota, Sordariomycetes, Hypocreales, Hypocreaceae. Gene Ontology annotation, biological process: mitochondrial electron transport, succinate to ubiquinone; protein-FAD linkage; tricarboxylic acid cycle. The record is from RefSeq and is a predicted model, not a curated record. Gene Ontology annotation, cellular component: mitochondrion. The transcript has 3 exons.